CAACAGAAAUAUAAAGUACAGAUAUUUUAUGGGCUUGACUGAAAUAAAUGUAGCUGAUUAUGAGAAAGACCUCGGUGUGUAUGUUAAUGCUUCCAUGUCCGACUCUUGCCAGUGUGAGGAAGCAAUAAAAAAGGCCAAUAGGAUGUUGGGUUACAUCUCUAGGUGUGUGGAGUUUAAGUCAAGGGAGGUGAUGCUACGAUUAUAUAAUUCCUUGGUAAGACCCUACCUAGAAUAUUGUGUCCAGUUUUGGUCACCAUACCUUAAGAAAGUCAUUGCUGUCUUGGAAAGGAUGCAAUGUAGUGCAAUGAGAAUGAUUCCUGGUCUUGGAGGAAUGUCUUAUGAGGAGAGAGCUGAAUCUGUUUAGCCUCGAGCAAAGGAGACUAAGGGGGGACAUGAUCCAGGUAUAUAAGAUUCUAACAGGUCUGGAUGCUGUUCAGCCAAAUGGCUCCUUCAAUUUUAGUUUAAAUACUAGAACUCAUGGCCACAAGUGGAUAUCAGCGGAAGAACAUUAAAAAACGAAUUUGAGGAAGCACUUCUUUACACAGCGUGUAGUUAGAGUAUGGAAUAGUCUUCCUGCUUGUGUAGCACAAGCUAAAACCCUGGGUUCCUAUAAAUCAGAGCUGGAUAAGAUUUUAACAACUCUGAGCUAUUAGUUAAAUUCUCCCAAAACGAGCUUGAUGGGCCAAAUGGCUUCCUCUCGUUUGUAAAUUUCUUAUGUUCUAGGUCUGAGACAGCUAACUAACUAGUUACUCCUCAAAAAGAAUGAUGGCAUACUUCACGUCAAACAAGUUAAGGUGGGGCGUGGCUUUCACCCAGCCCUGGGGGGAAGACUGGAUUGUCUGGUUGAGUGUCUCCGGGCAUAGUAUAGAAACAGUGAAGGUGUCUCGAAGGAAGACAUGAUCUCACCAGUAUGUGGGCUGGAGAUGUGAACAGUGGGGAUGAAGACCCUGUCUGAGGAAAUGCACUACGCCCCUGUCGUCCUUUGUCUACUGGCAGCAGCAGCCUGGCCAGCCGCCCUGUGCCAGAAUCCGGUCCCGAUCCAGUUCCAAACAUCUCCGGUGCUGGUGAGGACCGGGGCUGCGGCAGUGCUGGACGUGAUCACCGUGUCAAGUGCCCUGUCGAUAAGCUGGGUGUCGCCGUCGGGGAUCACGCUGGGACUGUGGGUGGGGGGACAGGCAGUGCUGAACAACGCGGUCCAGUACACGGGCCGGAUCACCAUCACAGCCACUCAGCUGCAGAUCAGCCCCGUCCUUCUGACGGACACCGGAAACUACACCGUCAUCGUGGACCCAGGCAGCAUCGUCGGCAUGAGGAAAAGCUCAGGCUCCGUGCUGCUACACGUGUUCGAUGCGGUUGCCGGGGUGAAGCUGUCCGUCCCCCCUGUUGCUCUUGAAGGCAGCAACAUCUCCCUCACCUGCACUUGGACCAUGGGAACGGAGACGAGCAUGAGCUGGACGAAGGGGGGGACCACCAUCUCUCCUGACUACCGAAUUACGGUUACGGGCAAUUCUCUGGUUAUCAACCCAGGCAACAGAAGUGACGCAGGGGGCUAUAGCUGUAUGGUCUACAAUCUUGUCAGUGCUACAACUGCCACAGCCAGCCUCACUGUCUACUAUGGCCCAGAUGCCCCAGUCCUGCAGCAGAAUUCGCAGGCUAACUGCGUAGGAGGGGGGCAGGCAGUGGUGGGGCAGACAUUGCAACUCGCCUGCACUUCCGUCUCGUUGCCCCCUGCCUUGUUCUCAUGGCAACAAAACGGCCAAUCUGUGGCGGCAGAUCAGGUCAACGGCGGCGUCCUCACCCUCCAGGCCAUCACCACCAAUCAGAGUGGCCAAUACGUCUGCAUGGCCAGGAACGUAGUGACAACGCAGACAGCGAAGCAGAGCAUUGGCAUCACCAUCGUCAAAACAUGCCUUAGUGUCGGUGCCGUGGCUGGGAUUGUGGUGGCCUGUGCUCUGGCUGUCAUCUUCAUCAUCAUCGGCAUCAUCCUGCUGCUGUGCUGCAGGAACAGGGACUCAAGGCUCAGGGGAGACAAGCCAAACCCGAGCUCAGCGCCUGCGACCGACCCACUCCAGCCUGCCCCACAGAGCUCGUUCUGGAACAGGGCGCCUGCCGGUUACUCAGAUCCCCCCUUGCAUUCUCCCAACAUGCUCCCUGAUGCCCGUCAGCAGUACGGCCAUACAUCCCGGCCCCCCCAACCAAACGGCCCUGAUACAUGUGGGCUCCAAGGAAACCCUUCAGGCCCCGUCUCAAACCAUGGGCAUCCGGAUGGGGGUGGGCUGCCACCCGGAAAGUCGUAUGCCCCAGAGAGCCUGCGGAACCGGACGCAGACCGGACACGCUCCCCCAGGUUCAGUGCCCCCCCUGAUCCAUCUGACCCUGAACACGAUGCAGCCCACAGAGCACAUCAGGAGCGACAGCCAGCCGCAAGCCGUCCACGUGAACCUGAACGCCUACCCAUAUCCGGUCCAGCCAGACCCACUUCAGAACAGGGACGCGUUACACUUAAACACGAUUGGUGGUAACACACCUCAGCAGCCUAACCGUCACACUGCGGAAAGCGGCCUGUCUCAGACCCCUCCUGUACAGCAAAGUGGGGGGGCACAUAAUGCCCCUCUUAUCAGUACUAGUAGUGUGGAAAGCCAGGCCCCCACCCGCGAUGCUGUCAUCCAGACGAACUAUACACAUGUCGUUAACUUUGGCAGAACUGGACAGCAGGACGCCAGGACGCAGACCUACUCGUCUGAGGCUAUGCUCCCCAGUCACCCCCGGCGGCCCUGGGACUGGCUGCGUAGCACCCCCGCUUAUCCAAAUCACGUUGUGGCCAAUCACAGUAGCUUGUCCAGCUGCACCCAAUCCAGCCCCGAGCCGAUUGCAGCUCAGUCAGGAAACGCCCCCCAAAAUGAUACCACUCCCACUGCCCGAGGACCUCAGAGUCAAACGGUGCCGAGGGCAGUUCAGCUAGGAAAUGGCCCCCAAAACAACACCACCCCCACUGUCCAAGGACUUCAGAGUCAAACAGUACCUCGGAGUCACAGCCAGACCCAAGUUAGCGUCAACACCCAGACAAACAACCCAGAGCCACAGGUUUUCAAAAUGACAUGGGUUCCGACUCCCCUGAUCCACGCAGCCACGCAGAACCCAGUCACACAAACACAGGCCGCGCUGCCAGCACACACUGCUAAGCCCCGUGAUCCCUUCCAGACCCAGAACCAGCCGAAGCAGACUGUUCAGGCACAGAAGACCCAACCACCGGCCCGGCGGCCCCCCACGCCCCCACCAGUUUUGCCUCUCUCCCAGUUCAAAGCCCUUCCUCGCCAGCACCUCCCAGAGAAACGGCCAGUCCAGCAGCUACGCCCCGAGCGUAAACCACAACCCAAGAGGAGCAUAGGUAUCGUCCAGCCCAGCCCUCACUGGAAUGCUGUGCAUGGCCCCGCCCACAUGCAGGGCCCCGCCCACAUGCAGGGCCCCGCCCACACACUCAGCCAGCACCACUCUCACAUGCAAAAACAGGUCUUUCGCAGCAGGAUGCGGUACUAGGCAAGGUGACAGGAGACUCCGGGGUUGGCUGAUGGGCCCACAUUACCGUCAGCAAACGACGCCAUCAUUCAGACUGGUGUCUUCACCAUGGAAGCAUGGACUGGCCCCAUGACACUGGCCCUUCUGACGUCAUAGAAACCCACAACAGCCGGGAGAGAAGUACAGCUAAAGUAAUCCAGCUGCUGGACCCUGACUCCUCCAGGCAAUUCCCAAGAGUGCUGGGCCCGUAGAGGGACUCAAUUUCCGUGGCAAGAGUAAUUCGGCAGAAUCUGCCGGUGGGCCCUCUGCUCAGCUAAGAGGACUCCGCUCAGUGUCUUCACGGGGAGUUGCUCGCCCGGCUGAAUGACGAGCACAGAUUAAUUAGCUGGAUCUAUUUAACGACUCAACAAAUCAUAUGAUUGUGAAGGCUGAAGGACAGUGAUUUGUGGACGAGCAGAAUGGUUACUGCUGCCUUUUACUGGCCUGUGUUUGACUGUGUGUGUAUUCAGGAGUAUUUAUAGGCUGUUUAUAACCUUGUGGUAUCACUAUCUCCCAUUAAUGUUUCCGUUGGGAUUUAUACUCCAAGUCUGUGAAAUUUCUCAGGGAAAAAUACAUAUAUUUUCUCAUUCCUGGAUGUGAAGCCUGCUUUUUAUGCUGGGAAUAAAGGCGUUAAGCUAUGUGAAAA
Brienomyrus brachyistius is the source of this 4200-nucleotide messenger RNA. RefSeq names its product sialic acid-binding Ig-like lectin 13. Lineage: Eukaryota; Metazoa; Chordata; Actinopteri; Osteoglossiformes; Mormyridae. Bases 939 to 3536 code for a protein of 865 amino acids. The transcript has 9 exons. The record is from RefSeq and is a predicted model, not a curated record.